UGGAGGAAAGUCAACCAUGGCCUCUGCAAAGAAGGUAACUGAGAAGCGGCAUAACCCAGUGGAAAGCAUCUGCAGAAAAAUCCGAGCCAUCCAAAAGAGAGAGAUUUCACAUCCCAUCCAACACAUUGUCAGAUACCAGUCUAGCAGUUUUGACAGUCCACAGACUAACCCCAAGAAGGAUCUUGAAGAGGUGCUGAGGAGAAUGAUUGCUGCCCAAGUGCCUCCGCCCAACACGCUCUCCUCGAGUUCUGAGAGAGGUGAAGCCUUCAUUUCACCUCCUCACAUCGCAUCUCCAGGAGAUCCAACCAGCUCCCACCCCAGCUCUCCUGAGAGUGCAGCACACUCUGCUAUCCUCACAAGGUCUGAAAACAUCUCAAGGCCGAGAUCACAGAGCCCCCAGAAUUGCACAUCUUUGAGAUCCCAGAUCAGAAAAAGGGAGCGCUUCUCUAACAAGGAUUUGAACAACUAUUGUAAUGAAAAUGAUUUUCGUUCCUUAACACUUGACUUUGAUUCUGCCUCUGAUCAAAGCUCCGGAUUUUUCACUCCUCAGGAUUCAGUGGUGAAAAAAUUAUCUCUGAAUGAAGAGGGAUGGAACCUAGGAACUGAGGAUGGCAAGGAAGAUGUAACCCACAGCAAUACCAGGACCUGUGAUGAAGAGUGGCUUACGAGUAUUUUUUGUGCAUGUGACAGAAAAUGUAGAGGCUCAGUAGAAGUCACCAAAAUAAUAGAUUACCUGAGACAAACAGCUGGUCAGGGUUCUGAAGAGGGUGUCCUCGAGGAGCUGUGGAACAUGCUCGAUCCUGAGAAGAGAGACCCGCAGAUGAAUCUGGAAACCUUCCAGGCCAUCGUGAAAGAAUGGAUGGCUCACGGGAGGAACAAACGGUAA
Messenger RNA from Camelus dromedarius (Arabian camel), 886 nucleotides. Its product is annotated as inositol 1,4,5-triphosphate receptor associated 2-like. The record is from RefSeq and is a predicted model, not a curated record. Bases 17 to 886 code for a protein of 289 amino acids. The transcript is spliced from 3 exons. Lineage: Eukaryota; Metazoa; Chordata; Mammalia; Artiodactyla; Camelidae. Gene Ontology annotation, cellular component: endoplasmic reticulum membrane.